Molecule: messenger RNA, 770 nt
Organism: Vitis riparia (riverbank grape)
Lineage: Eukaryota; Viridiplantae; Streptophyta; Magnoliopsida; Vitales; Vitaceae
Exons: 5
Coding region: 65-646 (193 amino acids)
Source: RefSeq, a predicted model, not a curated record
UAGGCCUGAAUCUUGAUUUUCAGUUCAAGAAUCUGAACUACUUCUUCACUUCCGCACUGCCGCGAUGCCGAAACGACGCCAUUCCUCAGAGCCUCAAGCAUCUCCGUUGGAAGGAAAGUCGGGCCCUCGGGUGGUGAAAAUCCGCAAAACGGGCAACGCGGCGCCGUUAUUGUGCUGCUGCUCCUGCAAAACCGGCGUCGCCUGGUUCGAUCACCACAUUCCAUAUGAUCUUGAUAAGCAGGACUCCUCCAACAGGUUGGAGAUUCUCUUCACUGGCGCCUUUAACUUGUACACUGGAGAAGCUGAAAUUCGAUCUUCCAGAAGGCUUGAAGCUGCGAGUAAGGUGGCCGUUGUGGACUUGGCCAACAUCUACUGCGCUGGCUGCAAAAACCAACCACUGGGCUGGCUCAUUAUCGGAGCUCAAGCACACCACCCCGUCAUCCGUGCCGGGCAGUACAUCCUGCAACUAUUUUGUUACGGCGCAGAUCGAACCUCCUGCUAUGGAAAGAAAAAGAAUACACAAAAGCCAAGAACAUGGCAUUCAAUAUGCCUUAAAAGACUAAGUUUGGUGUUAAACAGCAAUGAAAGGUACAAUUGUAGAUUCAAACUUGUAUUUUUCUGUUCAUACUCAGUUCUUUUUCACUAGAUAAAUCGUGUUUUGGUAUACAAUGGACUGAGGAAUUUAGAGAGUCCAAAACGUGGGAAUACAGUUUCAGUUGGUAGUUUUUGUCUGCAGUACUUUUGCUCUGAUUCUCAUGAAUGGAAAUGGU